AUGUUAUUGCUCGAUCUUCCCAACGAGAUCCUGUGGUGCAUUCUACGCUUUGUGCCACCACGAGACUCGCUUCGGUUGCUCCGGACAUGCAAAUCGCUGUUUCAGCUCAAAGGUGACGAACGCUUUUGGCGCGAAUUAUGUGCACGGCAAUACGGUAUUGCUUAUCUCCAUCCAAAUCAGACCUGGUGGCAGCUCUAUGUCUCGGGCGAUCUGGCAAACACAUGUCCUCACAUCCACAACCGUGCACUUUACAACAAUGACCAACACAACAAGGGAAAAUGCUUGCAUUGUCAGCAAAAACCAGGAGCAAUGUGCUUACAUCCAGACUGCCAAUUCGUCGGCUGUGGCGAUGCGUCUUUUAUACCGGAAGCGAAUCCCGGCCAUGUACGCGAACACUAUCAUGCGACGGGCCAUGCAUUUGUGCUCAAGUUGACGUCUCUACAUUUGUGUGAGGUGUGGUGCUUUGCAUGUGGCAAGGGCAAACCUGGUAACGAAAGCUAUUUUCACAUGGGGCCAUCCAUGGACAAGCCCAUGGGAGAACGCUAUCUGGUGCGUCGCAUCAUAAGUGCUGUGAUGGACACGUUACCCACGGAUCCACAAUCGAAAAUCCGAGCCAUUGAACAACGCAGGGUGAUAGAACGACGGUUGCUUUGGUCUCAACAGAGUCACCAAGACUCAUACUUGAUUGAACGCAAAUGGUUCAUGGCAUGGAACGCAUUUCUUUUUGGUAAGUGUACCGAUCGAAUACCCGGUCACUUGCCAAACAGGACUCUUUUUGUUGUUGACGACGACGACAGCAAGACACUGUCACUGCGCUCCGAUAUUGAACUGGGAACCGACUUUGAACUUGUCGGAGGCGUUGUACGGAGUUACAUAGAACGUGUCUAUGACAUCGACGGACCGGUCAUUUCCGGAUAUGAAUUGCAAUAUAAACCCGAAUAUCGAAAAAUAUGCGAGUCUAUUUUGUUUAGACGUCAUAUCAUGCAACGUGGGCCAACAGGCAUACCGACCGAUCCUUGA
This is a messenger RNA of Zychaea mexicana, 1020 nucleotides long. RefSeq lists its product as uncharacterized. Gene Ontology annotation, molecular function: cysteine-type deubiquitinase activity; zinc ion binding; protein binding. The record is from RefSeq and is a predicted model, not a curated record. The transcript is spliced from 5 exons. Bases 1 to 1020 code for a protein of 339 amino acids. NCBI's taxonomy places the organism in Eukaryota, Fungi, Mucoromycota, Mucoromycetes, Mucorales, Lichtheimiaceae.